Messenger RNA from Drosophila kikkawai, 1125 nucleotides. RefSeq names its product replication termination factor 2. NCBI's taxonomy places the organism in Eukaryota, Metazoa, Arthropoda, Insecta, Diptera, Drosophilidae. Gene Ontology annotation, biological process: site-specific DNA replication termination at RTS1 barrier; mitotic DNA replication termination. The record is from RefSeq and is a predicted model, not a curated record. Gene Ontology annotation, cellular component: nucleus.
ACGGUCACACUACUUUUCACAUCUGCAAAAUAUUUACAAUUAAAAUAACAAAAACUUUAAUUAGACCCAAAAUACUGCCAUGGGAUGCGAUGGUGGAACCAUUCCCAGGCGCGAUGAGCUGGUGCGCGUAAAGCAGAAGCCGGAACAGAAAGACAAAGAUGCCGAGAGGGAGUUCCGCUGGCGCCACUGCACCUUGACCCAGCAGAGCCUCCAGGAGCCCAUUGCCAUGUGCGGCAUGGGCAGACUGUACUCCAAGCAGAGCGUCAUCGAGCGUCUGUUGGAGAAGGAGAAGAUGCCGGAGACGGCGGAGCAUGUGAAGAGCAUGAAGGACAUCCGCCAGCUACAGCUUACGCCCAAUCCCGCCUUUACGGAGGAAGACAAGACCGAGGGUCUGCUGGACACGCGCCAUUCGCCGUACAUCUGCAAGCUGAUCGGUCUGGAGAUGUCGGGCAAGUUUCGGUUUGUGGCCCUCUGGAGCUGCGGAUGCGUGAUGUCCGAGCGCGCCUUGAAGCAGAUCAAGGGAAACGCGGCCAGCACAUGUCCCCUGUGCCAGGCCCCGUACAGUGUCGAGGAUGUGGUGGUGUUGAACGGCAACGAUGAGGAUCUCGAGCUGAUGCGGGUCAAGAUGGAAAUGCGGGCGACUAAGCGAAAGAACAAAUCGAAGAAGGACAAGAAGGAAACCAAAAAGGCGGAGAUCAAAACAGAGCCCCAGGAGGAGUCCCAAGAGCCGGCGGCGUCCACCUCCAAGAACGUGACCUUGGAGAAACCCUCUACCAGCUCGAAAAUCAAGGCAGUGGCAAAUCCCAAGAGAAUGGGCGCCGUCAAUGCCAUGCAGGAUCCCGAACUAAAGCGUCUGAAGAGCGAUUUCAGCGUGGCCAAGGAUCCAAAGGCCAGCGACGUCUACAAGUCACUGUUCACUUCCCACAAGACGGAGAAAGAGCAGGAGCGCGCCCACUGGGUCACCUACAAUCCAUUUUACAAUUAGUCUAGAAUCUAGAGUGUAGCCUAGGUUAAGAUUGCCGUUUCCCUUCAGUCACCCUGGGGACUUGUCCAUAUAUAGCUGGAUCGUAUAGAACUAACACAGAUUUGAGUAAAAUAAAACCCAACAAUGUUUCGAUCAGCUUA